AACUUCCGCCAUGGACUGACCUCACAUUAAAUUCAGGAAUUGGAUUUAAAAGUUGUUGGGCAGCUGCUGCAUUUACUAAUAAUGAUAAUUAUUCGACUAUUUACCUAAUUGCUGGAAUAAUGCGAGAUCAAAAUCAAGUAGAUGCUUUUACUUCUCUAGUAUAUGCAUUUAAUUUGAGAUCAGGACAAUGGAAUAUACCAGUAAUGAAAGGAAAAAUUCCAGAUAGACGUAGGGAAUUUCAAGCUGUUGCUGAUGAUUUUGGAAAUAUUUAUGUUUUUGGCGGAGGUGCCGAUCAUUAUAUAGGAUCAACAAAUGUUCAAUUUCUUAAUGAUAUGGCAAUAUUAAAUACUAGUGAUUUAAUAUGGUCUUAUGGUCCCAUUAUUAAUGCCCCUUUACCACGAGUUGGUUAUACUGCGACAAAAUUAUCAAAUGGUGUUAUUGUGUAUAUUGGAGGCCGUGAGCGUAUCAAUG
Molecule: messenger RNA, 471 nt
Organism: Funneliformis geosporum
Lineage: Eukaryota; Fungi; Glomeromycota; Glomeromycetes; Glomerales; Glomeraceae
Source: the annotation of a GenBank genome assembly